Messenger RNA from Laccaria bicolor S238N-H82, 351 nucleotides. RefSeq lists its product as uncharacterized. Bases 1 to 351 code for a protein of 116 amino acids. The transcript has 3 exons. NCBI's taxonomy places the organism in Eukaryota, Fungi, Basidiomycota, Agaricomycetes, Agaricales, Hydnangiaceae. The record is from RefSeq and is a predicted model, not a curated record.
AUGCUUAGGCCAAUUCAUCAAGCACCGACAAGCUCGAGCUUUUUGCGCUUUUUUGCCACUCAGAGCAGAAUGACUGGCACACUCCCGAGGGCUGUAAUCAAGCCACGCCACAAGCCAACUGCAGAGUGGGACGACGGCGAAUACGGAUCGUGGGGAUGUAUUGUUAUGGAAAACAAGCAGGUUGACGCAUCUCGAUAUUUAGAGAGUGGGCAUCCCAUCAAGUAUAACUACCGCAACUCCUCCAGCACGAUGGACACCACUUCGUGGGGUCUCCCAACAGCGGCGUACCCUGCUCCAGGGUGUAAAAGUAUUUCCCACCGCAGAAGUUGGUGUUGUGGCGACGCUUGGUGA